Messenger RNA from Toxorhynchites rutilus septentrionalis, 2738 nucleotides. RefSeq lists its product as uncharacterized. The record is from RefSeq and is a predicted model, not a curated record. Lineage: Eukaryota; Metazoa; Arthropoda; Insecta; Diptera; Culicidae. Bases 173 to 2578 code for a protein of 801 amino acids. The transcript is spliced from 3 exons.
UAAUCCUGCUCAUGGAGGUUACAUAAAAAAGAUGGUGUCGUAGAAUCUUCUACUUGUUUGAAUCUCAGAAGUCGCGAAUACCGCAUCUCAGAUCAAAAUAAGUCGUGAAUCAAAAUCAACAAGCUACACAAAAAAGCAUUCAUUAAGUCAAUAAUCUGUUUCCUCACUUGAAAUGGAUUUGAAAAAAGUAGCCAUCAAACGAAGAAGAAACCGCAUCUGUAGUGCAAGUGACGAAGACUUUUUUCCGUUCAGCAGUGAUAGUAGCAGCGAAGAAUUGGAUUUGGCAUCCAUCGCUCAUGUGGCAUCAGACAAUGAAUCGAUGGAGGAGGAUAGGAAUCAAGAUCCACAAAAAGAAACUGCAGCUGAUAUCAAAAUCGAUAGUGUGCAAGUUGUGAUUUCACCUCUCACCGACGAUAAAAUUCGUAAAAUCAACACUUCGAAAAAGCACAAACACGUGUUGAACAAAGCUAGUCAAACGGAAAUUCGUGGACUAGCCUGGGCUGUAAAUGCCGACCAGAUCGAUUUCGGUACGGAUUAUUUUGAGAAGUUACGGUCACUUCUGAAUAGUGGUGCCGCUAAAAAAGCUUUACAAAAGGCUAGAGGUAAAAAAUCGCAACAAAAACCAGAAAGUGAUGAACCUAUGAAGUCAAAAAAGAUUCCUCAAGAUUUCGAAGGGGUGGAGAUACCGAGCAGAUCGGCGAUGUAUCUUCCUUUAAAUUUACAACCAUUACCAUUGCCCAUGAAUUCGAUGGCUCAUUCGUCUGGAAAGCAAUCUGUACCUAGCAGCUUCAACAAUUCUCGAACUCACGUCGAAGAUAUGCUUUUUCAACGUGGUAUAGACGAGGUGACCAUAACGUCUAAACUUUCCGACAAUCAUUGCGAUCGUGAUCAAAUGGAACAAGCGGUCAAAGAAAUAUCGUCCAAUUUUCGCAUACCGAAGAUUUCUACGAGCAUUUCAUCGCCGCAAGCAGUGACGUCUUCGACCUCAAAUGGGGCUCUUACAAAGAUAAAUGAGCAACAUCCCACACGGUUAUCUUUGUCAACAUGUUACAAUGAACGUUUACAGCAAAGCAUCACAAACGAGAACCAACUACGCACUGGUUCUUAUGAAUCGAUCCGUCCAGCCAACAACAAUGAAUACAUUGAUGAGAAUGAGGGGUUUCGAAUUUCAAACGGUCCGUCCCGGGAAGUUCUCAAACGCAAAGUUGUAACCCGAGAGUCAUUUGAAUCAGGUCAAAGCAAUUUCCAUGCUUCCACAGCUCCAAUAAGUUUUGCAAAUGCUCUUAAUUCAAACUACUUUGUUCCUUCGAAUAAUAAUAUCGAGCAAUCAAAAAGCAGUUCGGAUCAGCACGGCACCACAUUGGUUUCUAACCAGCUGUCAGGGCUCCCGGAGAGAUCGGAAAUGAUUAAAGUUAGGCGCACCAUCAGAAAUGACAAUUCUGAAUCCCAGGCGCUAGUAUCCAAACCAAUUUCGAACAAUCUCCAACCUCUACCGAGAUUCCAUAUUUUCGAAUCGUACAGUACGAAUCAAAACAGUGCUAACCGCUGUCAAUCGAAUUAUUUGGAUCCCAGAUCACAAGUUUAUAAUAAUGGAAUGUACGGGUCAAAUUCUACGGGCUCUGUUGUUGCGAAUUCCAAUGGCAUGAAUGAAUUUCUUUCGGUAUUUUGGGAACAAUUCAAGCAGCAGCAGCAGCAGCAGCAGCAUCAUCAUCAGUCACUUGGUCCGCCCGCAACUGUAGCUACACAAUCAAUGGCCAACCAGCCUGGAACAGCCCAAAUUUCAACGUUUGGUCAGACAUUGCCUCAAAUAAAACACACUGUUGCGCCGACUGAAACUCUCAACUCAAGUGAGGAGAUAGAAAUGAUCUGUUACCUGGUCGGUUGUUAUGAUUUCCUCAACGGAAGGUGUUUCAAAACUCACUGCCGAUAUCAACAUAUUUUGCCAAAAGAGGAGGAGUUGUACCAGAAACUAUUGGGUCAAAAUCGCGAUUCCAUCAUGGCAACCUAUCGCUUCAUCGCCAGUCGGGAUGAUUUGUUCAUCAAAUAUUUCCCGAUGUACGCCAAUGUGAUGGGUCGCAACAAUAUGCGACAUCAGUUGGUCGCCACCAUAGUCGAUUGCGAGCAAUCGAAACGCCCCUUGCAGUACUACCGUUUCAUCGUUGAAGGAUUGAAAAUAAGCGGAACUAGUCCGGUUCAGGCCGUUCAAAUCGUUCUCGAGAAACAUACAAAGAAAAACUAUCAUCAGAUUAGUGUUUUGAUUGAGUUGAUCAUCGAAACGGGCGACGGAAUCUCAACGUUUCUUCGUUGGCUGGAUGAAUUCCUGAACGUGAAAGGCUACAGCUAUGACAUACCGGCAAUCAAUCGACUGUUGGAGUAUUUUGUUACUUCAGAGAGACCACCUAAGGAGAUGACUAACUUUCUAACGAAAUUGGUUCUGAAUGUGGCGGUUGGGGAAGAACACAUCGUGAAUGUGCGAUCCUUGUUGGAGUUUGUAAAGAAAGCAGGACAGGAUCCUGAUAUGAUACUGGAUGUGGAAGACAUUGUCAAAAAGUACGCGAAUGUGGUUGUAGUACCUUAGAAAGAAAAGCUACUCUCAAUAUUCCGUCAGCAGAGCAUCAUUUUAUGUUCAAUGAACAUAUAAUCAUUCUUCCUUCACUCGACACGAAGUCAGCAAUAUAUAGAUGAAUAUAUAUAUUUUCCAUUGUAACUCCUGAACAUAAUAUUGAAAAUAAUCAAAA